Molecule: messenger RNA, 2821 nt
Organism: Phyllostomus discolor (pale spear-nosed bat)
Lineage: Eukaryota; Metazoa; Chordata; Mammalia; Chiroptera; Phyllostomidae
Gene: PRR14
Product: proline rich 14
Exons: 11
Coding region: 620-2695 (691 amino acids)
Cellular component (GO): nucleoplasm
Source: RefSeq, a predicted model, not a curated record
GGGAGACUGGAGCUUAAAAGGAAGAGGCUGGACCCCACCGAGCAACGACAAAAUUGGUUAUUACUCUCCUGCAAGGGCGUUCCUCUACUGAGAUGUAUGCAAGGUACGCAGAACCCCUACUUCUCCUGGAUGAAGUGCACAACACCUCUUGAAGCCCAACGCCCCCAGUCUCUUCCCCUCUGGCUCGGCUCAGUCUCUACAGGUGACCCCGCACGCAACGGAGCCAAAAAGGGGUACCUACUCUCUAGUCUCUGGCCCUGGCCACCCACUCCCAAACUCUUGCCUGUGAGGUGGGAACCAGCUGAGGUACCCAGGGCGGUACCGAAACCGGCCUUGAUGGGGCCUCUCUAGGAAAUUGGGAAUUUCACAUAUCGUUAGCACUCAGUUCACAUUGAUUGGCCUAAAAAAAAAUAAUAAAUCGAAGGAACCGGAAGAUGCCCUUAAAAAACGUGGCGGCACUUUAGCUUCACUACUGUUGUCCCACUAUAUCAAGAAACUUGGCGUAGUCUUCCGCCACUGCCUGGACAGCCGAAGGUGGCGCUACCCGCUUCGCUUUGGUUCCUUGAGGACAGCAAUAUCUGCCCUCAACCACAAUGGCAGUGCUGCCCAAUUUGGCUGCAUGCCCCUAGGGAUGAUGGCUGCCAGGUGGCUUCACUUAUUUUUCUCACCACACAGGAAGACGCGGACCGGCGAUUGGGCACUGCCUGGAGGCUCCGAGAAGAAGGCCUUCCGCGGUUGGGCAGUGCAGGAUAAGGCUGAUUUUAAAGGAGCCGCAGGUGGGAGCCGUCGAAGACCCGAGAUCGGCGGGAGGCGGCGGCUGCAGCCUGGGAUCCCCCAGGGACUCCCCGGAGCCGCCGCUUCCCCAAUGGACUUGCCGGGGGAAUCCAGCCUGCCUGGCCAGCCACGUCUGUGCCGCCAGCCUUUGAGUCGAGCAUUAUGGGGAGCCAGAAGCCCGAAACGGCCGAGGCUGCAGCCCCCAGUGGCCCCUUCACCCUUGGAAAAGGCCUCUCGGAGGGUCCUGGCCGUGGUACUGGAAGAUGUCAUGGCUGCCCAUAUGGUCCCCCUGGUGCCUCAAGAGGAGACCUCUACUCCACGGCACCGCAGCAACCGUUGGGAUUCUGUCCACAACCAGCUGCCUGCCUCACCACCCCGACAGGCCAUGUGGUCAUCACAGGCCAGGCCUCACUACCCACUGCACUUAUGCCGAGAGCCCUUGAGCCGCAUUCACCAGUCUUCUUCCACCCCGAGGCAUCGAUCAAGGACAACCCCUGUCCCAGAGGAAGGCCCUUCACAAGAGGUGGGCCGGGCCCCCCAGCCCACUCUGGUGGUGAUGCUAGAAGAUGUUACCAGUCCAAGACCCCCAGCUGAGGGCUUCACGGAUGAGACUCCCAACUUCAUCAUCCCAGCAAGAAGAGCUGAAUCCAUGAUGAUGGUUCACCAGACAAUGCCUCCGUCCAAGGACCUGGAAGCCCCAUUCCAGGCAUCUGUCCUGUCUGCAGACCCUCUGGAGAACUCAUCACCAGCCCCAGAUCCUGUUCUGGAAGCCCCAUCGACCCCACCGCCAUCCAGCCUUUUACGCCCCCGCCUCAGCCCCUGGGGCUUGGCACCCCUCUUCCGUUCUGUUCGUUCCAAGCUGGAGAGCUUUGCUGACAUCUUCCUCACACCCAACAAAGCCCCACAGCCCCCACCCCCAUCACCCCCCAUGAAGUUGGAGUUGAAGAUUGCCAUCUCAGAGGCUGAGCAGUCCAGGGCUGCUGAGGGUACUGCAUCCGUCAGUCCCCGCCCUCCUAUCCGACAGUGGCGAGCUCAAGACCAUCAUACCCCAGUACCUCUCCCUAAGCCACCUCUGGGCCGAAGCCACUCCUGCCCUGACCUGGGGCCUCCUGGCUCAGAUACCUGCAGCUGGCCCCCUUCUUCAUACCACCCAAGCCGGCCACGGCCUCGGCGGCAUACUGUGGGUAGUGGAGAGAUGGCUCGAGUCCCACCACCACCACCCCCUCGACCCUGUCUCCGGAAAGAGGUCUUCCCUCUUGGAGGAGUGGGAGGCUCUCCUCCCCUCAUCACAUCUUGUUCGUCCACUGCAUCCACUUCCUCCUCCUUCUCUGAACCUGCAAAACCCAGGUUGGGCUCAACCAAGGGAAAGGAGCCACAGGCCUCACAGGACCAAGUGCUGUCAGACCCUGAGACCAAGGUAGGCGUACAGAUGAAGGGGAGGAGAUUAGUGGGAGCCUGUUCCCAUGCUGCCUUCUUACCUUCUGCCCCAUUUUUGCAGACCAUGGGAAAGGUUUCUCGAUUUAGAAUACGCAGGACAGUGGCCCGUCCUCAACUAAACCUUACACCAAUGGGGCUGCCUCGACCAAUCAGGUUGAACAAGAAAGAGUUCAGCUUGGAAGAAAUUUACACCAACAAGAAUUAUCAAUCACCUACAACCAGGAGGACCUUUGAGACCAUCUUUGAGGAACCAAGGGAGCGCAAUGGGACUCUGAUUUUUACCAGCUCAAGGAAGCUGCGGCGGGCUGUGGAAUUUCGGGACAGCAGCCUUCCUCGAUCCCGGAGGCCAUCUCGUGGGGUCCGGGCUGCUGCUGGCAGGACCCUUACUCCUAAUGUGGCCCCCAGCCCAGAUGUGGGACCCCUGCUGCAGCAGCGGCUGGAGGAGCUGGAUGCCUUGCUCCUGGAAGAGGAGGAAGUGGAUUAGGGAGCCGCUCCAUCAGACCUAGGAGCUCCAUCUGUUUCUCUGUAUAUCCAUCCGGGAGGGAGAAGCCUUUGAGGCCAUUUCAUUUUUUUCUCUAUAUUUCUAGUAAAGUUUUCAAUAUACUUCUGA